AUGCAAGAGUGGGGCCACGAGUGCCCCUGCGGCAUCACCUGCAAACGUCCCUGUGCCAUGGCGGCACCAGUAGGGUCUUGGGUACUUGGGGCCGCAGCGAUGAAGAAGUCCGAGCACCAAGCGGCCGGUAAUCCUUUCAUCAUUCUGGAGGCAGGUCGCGUCCAGUCCGUGCCUAUCAUGGGCCUUCCAAGUUCAGGGAUCAUGACGUGCCUUUGCGAAGCAGUUGCAGUGGUCUUUGCGGGGGAGCAGGAGCGUGACCCCGUCCGAAGAAAUCUUGGAUGUCAGGAGAUGGAGGAGGAAGAGGAAGAAGCGCCCAUGGACGAUGCCCCGGCAGAAGAGGCGAAGCAGUGCAGAACUGAGGCCUUUGAGGAGGAGGUGCUGCCGGAAGAAUCGCUCGAGUCCGGUGGCAGCAGCAGCCAUAUGGAGAACGAAGAAGCUCCCAUGGACGGCAGUUUCGAUGAGCUGCCGGAAGAGGGCGAGGAGCUUCUCGAAGAAGCAGCGGGCGAUGCAGAUGCCGCAGAUGCCGGUGAUGCCGAUGCCGGCAAUGCAGACACCUUUGAAGAGCUGGAAGGGGGUGAAGUACUGGAGGAGGUGCCGAAAUGGCUGAAAAACUGCUUCGAGCAGCGGCGGGAAGGCAGGCUUGCUCUCUGCCUGCGACGAAAGCUGAAAGACGACAACGACGCGCACCUCUUUUGCGCCGAGCUCGACCGACGAAUAGAGGAGGCAGCGGAAAAGGCAGAAACCCUCAAGUUCGAAGACUUCGACAUCUCGCAGAAUGCCAUUCCGACGGAGCACUUAGAGACAAUGUUUAACAGCAUUUCCUCGCCAUCCGUUCACAUCGAACGUUUGCGAGCCUUUGGCAUCGCCACUUUCGAUGACACAGCUGCGAUCCUGCUAUCUGGGUGGCUGCAAGGGGUCACCGCCUCAAAUGUUCCGCACGAGAUGCACCUCAGCGAUUGCGCGCUGACAGCUGUGGGCUUCCGCGCCAUCAUGGAUGCACUGACCGACAACGACGUUUUUCCUGCGGCGGACCCUCGCAACCCGCAGCGCGGGCAGCUGCCAAUCUACAUGCGAGUGGUGGAGGGGAACUACAUCGAGUCUUCCGCCCUUCAGACUGCGGUGGACAACGGUGUGGCAAUCACCUUCACCAAGACCGGCG
Messenger RNA from Symbiodinium necroappetens, 1159 nucleotides. Lineage: Eukaryota; Dinophyceae; Suessiales; Symbiodiniaceae. The record is from the annotation of a GenBank genome assembly.